CACUAUCACAUGAAUCUGGACUCAGUGGAUGUGAAAAAAAAAAGUUUGGAGGUCUCGCUGAAAUCACUUUUCUCCCAGUCUCAUAGUACAUCAGUGUGUUUUUUCCACUUGCGGAGGCUGUUAGUUCAGAGUUGGCAUCGGAAACACUAUUUUCCCGGCUGUGAUUUCUUCCUCCUAUUUAUUUCUUGCAGGAAUAUACAGAGAGAGAGAGGGAGAGGGGGUGACACGGUCUGGCUGCUUGAAGAUUUGUUUCGACAAUAAACUUUGGCGACAUGGACGCGCAUCGUGGCGCGCCUCCUGCCGGGCAGCAAGUCGUGCACGUCCGCGGGGACUCGCAGACGGAGCUGGAGGCCCUCUUCAAUGCGGUGAUGAACCCGGGAAAGGCGGGCAAGCAGCCGGCCUCUCUACCCAUGAGGAUGAGGAAGCUGCCGGACUCCUUCUUCAGGCAGCCGGACCCCCGAGGCCACUCCAGACAAGCCAGUUCAGAUGGAGGCGUGUGCAGCUCCCUCACUCCUCAUCACGUCCGCGCCCAUUCCUCCCCUGCCUCCCUCCCAGUCAACUCCCUCUCUACCCAAGCUGCAGAUGUAGCAGUGACACCGAACAUACCUGACGAUGUGCCGCUCCCCCACGGUUGGGAAAUGGCCAAAACGCCUACUGGCCAACGGUACUUCCUCAACCACCUGGAUAAGACAACUACCUGGCACGACCCUCGGCUUUCACAGCUUCAGUCGGCCCCAGCUCAGCUUCCUAUCUCUGGUGCUCCAGUCCAUGCCCACUCCCUCAGCAAUCCAGCCCCCGCUACGCAGCCACAAAACAUCAAUCCAGAGACAGGUCCACUGCCUGAAGGCUGGGAGCAGGCUGUGACUGCAGAUGGAGAGGUGUACUACAUCGAUCACAUAAAUAAGACCACCACAUGGGUCGACCCGCGUCUAGCCCAGAAGAUGAACCCCAGCAUCCUUGGCUUGGUAAUGCAGCAAAGGCAGGAAAAGGAAAGGCUCAGAUGCAAACAAGGCCUGCCUCAUCAAAUCACAGCACAGGACGCAGGAGGAAGGAACCAGAUGCUAGGUGGGAUGGACCAUGACAGGAAUGCACAGACACUUCUCCCAACUUUGGAUGUGAGGAUCAGAGCCUCGAACCAUGAACCUACACUUAAUGGCGCUCACUCUCGCAACGAGAGCACUGACAGUGGUCUGAGUGUCAGCAGUUUACCCCGCUCCUCGGAUCACAUGUUGAGCUCUGUGGAUCACAUGGACACCGGUGACUCUGGUGAGACCUCCUCGAUGAGCCUACAGGAGUCGAUGCCCGUGCUCCCGAUGUCCGAGGGCGAGGAGCUUAUGCCCUGUAUCCCAGAGAGUCUCGGCUCAGACCUUCUGAUGGACAUGGAGACUGUUCUGUCUGGGUCACACAUGGACAGAGACACCCUGCUCACCUGGCUAUAGACGUGCUCACCCGCUGCUGAAAUAUGGCUUGACAUCAAAUCAUCAUACUAUGACUGAGAAUUCUGGAGGAUGUUCAGCUUCAGAGGUGGUACAGAACAACAUUAUGAGAGAACAUGCUACUGUUGUGUGGCCAAUACCUAACACUACUCACACCCUGAGGAAUGAAAACACCUGACCCUCACAGAAGGUGGUAAGCUGCUGGUAUUCUCCUCUUUUUGGGCCUAGUUUUACAGAAAUGCAUGACAGAGCAUCAGUAUUUUUACAGCACUCUUUUCUUUUUUAGUCAGCUCCUCAGAGGUGCUCCCGACGUCACUGGUAAAGUGAGUCACAGCUAAUUUUAGAGCACAGCUUUCUUUUAUUAUCCCCACUUGGGUAACACUGUUCACAGGAGACUUUUACAGAGUCAAGUCAGUGAAAUCUGUGUGUAGCAGUUACAUAAACACUAAAAAAAAGAAAUGUGUUUGGUUUCGUGAUCAAUGUUAAAAUAACAUAGAAGUUGUACAAAAGAUAUUUAACAGUACACAUUGCCCUUGGUUACUUCACAUAGCCUGUGGGAUAGAAGAGCAACAUCUACUGUGGUGCUACUACCUCUAAGCAGCAUGUUGUUUGUUAUUUUAACGCAUGUUCAUGUUUCUAACAAGUGUCAGGACUGAGAGCAAGAGAUGGAUCAACUAAUAUAUCUGGAUUAACACUUCAUUGGUUCCUUAAAACCAAAAACCACCUGUCAAAGCUCACACUAUGCUGUGGGAGAGGAUGCACCCUUGUGGUGAACCAGUAGAAGAUUAAGAAUAUUAAGAAUUUUCUCUCAAACUUGCCAGUUAAAAUGCAAAAAACAAAACAAAGCGAAACAAAAAACUCAUACAAAAUGUCUCUGUGGAAAACUGUGGUGCUGCACAAACAAAGAUAGUAACACUUUCAAGGAUAAGUUUUAUCUUCUUUCCAAUAGAACAAAUCUUUCAGACAAAUCAAAACCUGUUAAAAGCUUUUAGAGAAAUAAAGGCUACAGAAUAGUGCCACCAUGUCUUAGCUAAAGCUACAACAGGACCCCCUUUACACUGAGUAGCAAUGCAGUAAAUGAACGCAUGGCCAGUAUAAUGCAAUCCAGCACAAUACUGGGUUUCCUCUAGGAAACCCUUAUCCUGACACAUCUGGGCUUGUGAUCACCUUGGUUAGUAGACAAAUGCGUAAAAUACAGCCCCACUAAAUACAUGGCUUUUGUUGUGUAAAAUAGCACAUCAGUUCUUUUUCUUUUUUGAUUUUAUCUUAUUAAAGUGUGUUUAUAUUUUAUAACGGUAACCCGCACCUACUUUAAAACACUACAGGAACCACCUUGCUAUAAAAUCACCUUUUUAAUGUUACCAUUACUGUUAAUUCUGUUUCACCUUUUGUUGUUGUAAUGAAUUGCAUUUUACUGUAGAAUGUUCCAGUCAUUUUCUCCACUACAACAUUGAAUAUAAGCUUCACAAAAGUAUUUGUUUUUAAAUUAUUUUGGGGCUUUUCAUAGCCUUUAUUCUGUACUAGAUUACAGAGAGCCAGACAGGAAUUUCUGCCAUCAAGGCCUCGGUGGGUUUCUUACAUAUAUGAAAAAUAUUCGCCAGUACCCUACAAACUUGGAAAUGAAAAAAUGUUAUACCUUUCUUCAUUUUACCCACAUUUGACUUGAUACAUUCCUUCCCUUCUUUUAUUCACAUUUUAAUUCAUUCAUUCAGUGCUGAUCAGGCGUGUUCCAUCAAUCAGUUCAUUUUGUCCUUUGUCACUCCACCCAAUCUAAGGUGGUAUCUAUAGUUGGAAAACAAGCAGGGCAGCAUCACUCAAGGACCGGGACUGGCCACCACUGAAUUAGCAGGCUCUCGAAACUUAUGAGUUAUAUCAAUCACUCAAAGUGAAUAUCAUAGCUGCAUGAUUUUUUUAAUUCUUCCAUUAUUGUGAUGAUGCAAAUGAAUUGUAGAUUGAUUUGAAUAACACUGUAAUCCCACACAAUGAUAAUGUUACACUGAUAAAAAAACAACAUGCUUGAUGCAGUGAAUUGUUUCUUACUUUGAGAACACGCACAGUGAGGUGCAGACCAGUAUAAGUAAUAGACAUAAUGCUUUUGUACACACUGAAGUGCACAUAACCCUAACACCUAACCCAAGCACACGAUACUAUUUGUCCAUUUAUCCAUUCACACACAAUUAUUCAGACACCAAUGGCAGUGGCCAUCCAGGGCAGCUUGGGGUUUCAUUAUCUGCCCAAGGAUGCUUUGACAUGUGCACUGAAGAAACUGGGGAUCGAACUGCUAAUCUUACAGUUGGGGAACAAAAAUUACAAUAUGUCGCACAAAUUUUCGUCCAUUUCUCCAAAUAUUUUCAGCGGCCUUGGCUGUCUGGGAUUUCCAUAUAUACUGGUCAGUCAUGACUGAUAAAAUACUACAGAUUGUUUUGUUUUUUUUAACUGCCUUUAAUAUGUGGCUGUUUAUGAUUGCCACAGCACAAUUAGCCAUCUCAUUAGGUAUGGAAAUACAGUGUAUAACCCACAUAAUGUGAUUUAGCACAGAUUUUUACGCUGUAAUCCCUUCCUGAUACAACCUUCCCAUUUUAUUCGAGCAUGGGACUUGCACUAGUGCCCUGGGUUGCUCAAACCUAGUGGCUGGGUGUGAUGCAUUGCCUGGGAUGCAAACCCCAGCCUUCUGGGGCACUGUCUCUGGACCACCAGUAAAUCACCAUAGAUAACAUAUAUAUAAAAAACCAUAUUAUCACUAACCUUUUCUUAAAAAAAUACACUUUACAAAAUACCAUUUGUUGAAAUAAAACUUGCAAGAGAAAUAUAAAUGACCUUAAGUGUAACAUGAUGUCAUCUUUUCUGAAUAUCCUCUGGUUAACACAACCUCUUAUUUUAAUCCAGUAAUGGGUUUUCAAUACAAACCUUAUUAAAAUACAGUAUGCUGAAAUCCUUUCCAUUUCUAAUAUUUAUGAAUAACCCUAACCAAUUUCAUUGUCAGUCUACAGUUAUGAAAUUCAUUAGCAUAUAGAAAAAGUCUGCUGUGGUAAUGAACUUUACCACAAAAGCAAGUUUCAAGAUGCUCCUAAUAGAUUUUGUAUUCUCUGAACAUGUAUGGAUUAGAUUCCUGAAACUGUUGAAAUGUGCAUUCGAGUGUCUAAAGUAGAGCAGCGGGGUGUCAGUGAUGGAAAAUGUAUGUGGAUUUAUGUAAAUGGACUAAAACAUGCAAAAAUCACAGGUAUAAUCCUUUAGAACAUGUGCCAUUGAGAUGUUAGUUUGCUACUACUCUGUAGAGUGACACAUUUCCUCUGUCCUUGGCUCAUGUUUUCCUCUCUUAAAGGGGUUUUUAGGUGGGAAUGAGGAAAAUAUUGUGCAUCAAAAACUGGCUUCAGACCCAUUUGGUGAGUUAUGACAUAAGUCAAGGACCCAGUUGUGUUUCCUCAGAAAAGCAACUUACUAACUGCGGACUGUGUUUCCUUAUGUUUUGUUCUAACUGCAAGCGCUGUCUGACGCUGUAAUACAGAAGACAAUCGUCAAUAUGGGAAGCUCAGUAAUUCUCCUCUAGUUAACUAUAUAUUAAGUAUAUAUUCUGUUUCUCUCUGCUGGGUUGUUUCUGCAGUGUGUUUGUAUUUUAUUGGAAUUUGAAGUUGCUAAUUAUUGGUGAGAGUAUUUCUUCUAACCAGCUUCCUUUUUAUAUAAACAGUAUAUAGAGGCAAAUACUUUAU
Monopterus albus (swamp eel) is the source of this 5143-nucleotide messenger RNA. Its product is annotated as transcriptional coactivator YAP1-like. Gene Ontology annotation, cellular component: cytoplasm; nucleus. Gene Ontology annotation, biological process: positive regulation of transcription by RNA polymerase II; hippo signaling. Bases 273 to 1439 code for a protein of 388 amino acids. The record is from RefSeq and is a predicted model, not a curated record. Gene Ontology annotation, molecular function: protein binding; transcription coactivator activity. NCBI's taxonomy places the organism in Eukaryota, Metazoa, Chordata, Actinopteri, Synbranchiformes, Synbranchidae. The transcript is spliced from 9 exons.